Messenger RNA from Acinonyx jubatus (cheetah), 3198 nucleotides. RefSeq names its product transmembrane protein 161A (gene TMEM161A). The transcript is spliced from 12 exons. Lineage: Eukaryota; Metazoa; Chordata; Mammalia; Carnivora; Felidae. Bases 1462 to 2850 code for a protein of 462 amino acids. The record is from RefSeq and is a predicted model, not a curated record.
CAGGGAGAUACCGAGAGGACGGGGAUCUCUUUGUGGGGACUGGGAGCUCUGAGGGACUCUGGGUUGCGCUGAGGGCCUUGUGUCCCUCUCUGGGUUCAGAGUCUCGCUGCCAGACCUAUGUGGGGGUUGAGGGUUCUGCCUAUGGGACUGGAGGCCCCUCAGCGUUCGGGAAUUCUGGAAGAUCUCCGGGGACCCUCCAGGGGCCUGGAAUCAUGUGGAGGGUCGCAGCCCUGCGAAGGGGACUGGGGAGCCGAGAACGUACGGAUCCUCGCUAGGGAGGUCUGGGGUCCUCCUGGAGCCCACGCUGGCGACGUGGGUCCUGCAGAAACAUGGGGGCCGCUGCGUGUGUUGGGGUGUGUGGAAGGGCCAGGGAGAGCCCUGGGAGGAGGCGCCAAGUCGAAGGUAUCUGGGUGGCCGCAGGGCGAGGCAGGGUCUCAGAGUUGGAGACAGCACAGUUGGAACCUUCAGGUCUCACGUGGCUCUGGGUCCAACCUAUUGACUUUAUCCUUAAAAUUUAGCCUGGCCACUUGUGGGUUAGGCUGAUGCGGGGCGAGAGCGGGAACUCCCAACACCUAGGUGUUCAGACCGGCAGAAGGAGGGGCCCUGGAACAUGACCCGACCCUGCCUGGGAGAAUCCCCAACCAGGGGGGGUUGGAGGUGCGCCUGAACGUGAAAAGUGGACGUGGUUGCAGGCCCAGGUGCAGGAAGCUGUGGGAGGUGAGCGGAGGGGUUCUCAGGAACAGGAUGGAGGAAAGUCUCAUUGGUGUUAGCAGAUAGUAGGAUUCUUGUAUUCUCGGAUUGUAGAUCCAGGGAAAGGCUUUGAGCAGGAGAGGGACAUAGGCUGAUGGGAGGCUCCAGAUAUCUUUGGAGAUCAGCAGAGCCAAAACCGCAAGACCGGAGGCUGCUGGGGGGCAGGCCUUGAGAAACAUCCCUGGAUCGACCUCGGGAGCCUCUCAGGUGGAGGGAUGCCUGCUUCUCUUUCCCUUCCCUUUCUCCUUCUUCCCUCCCUCUUACUCUCUCCUCCUUCCUUCCGCUCGGCCUGUCCUAGGUGCUGGAACCGAAGUUAGAACAAUGAGUCCCCUCCCUGGGAGGUAUCAGAGGGUGAUGGGGUCUGCAGUGGAAAGCCCGGAGGUCUGGGAGGGCCUCUGAGACCUCAGUGGUUGGACGCUGGGAGGGCUGCUGAGAGAACCAGGCAGUUACAGGCAGUGAGGCAGGGUGUCUUGAGCUGGGCCCGCCAGGCCUUGCGGGCUGCGAAAAGGAGUUGGAUGUUCACUGACGUCCUGGGUCCCCUGGAAGAGCAGAGUGCUGUGUCCGCGGCAGUGAUGCGCGGGUACUGGGGCCUCCCGAGAUGAUCUGCGAGCUCCACAGAGAGGUCCAGGCUAGAGGUGCUGCUCUGCUGGGUCGUGCUGAGCGGCGGUCCUGGGAGUGCAGCUGGUGGUGACCCUGCUCACCGCCACCCUCAUGCAUAGGCUGGCACCGCACUGCUCCUUCGCACGCUGGCUGCUCUGCAAUGGCAGUCUCUUCCGAUACAAGCACCCUUCUGAGGAAGAGCUUCGGGCCCUGGAGGGAAAGCCUAAGCCCAGAGGCAGGAAGGAGCGGUGGGCCAAUGGCUAUAGUGAAGAGAAGCCCUUGUCUGUGCCCCGAGACGCCCCUUUCCAGCUGGAGACCUGCCCCCUCACAGCGGUUGAUGCCCUUGUCCUACGCUUCUUCCUGGAGUACCAGUGGUUCGUGGACUUCGCGGUGUACUCGGGUGGCGUGUACGUCUUCACAGAGGCCUACUACUAUGCGCUGGGCCCGGCCAAGGAGACCAACAUCGCCGUGUUCUGGUGCUUGCUCACCGUUGCCUUCUCCAUCAAGAUGUUCCUGACAGUGACCCGGUUGUAUUUCAGCGCAGAGGAGGGGGGUGAACGCUCUGUGUGCCUCACCUUUGCCUUCCUCUUCCUGCUCCUGGCCAUGCUGGUGCAGGUGGUGCGGGAGGAGACUCUCGAGCUGGGCCUGGAGCCAGGCCUCGCCAGUAUGACCCAGAACUUGGAGCCACUUCUGAAGAUGCAGGGCUGGGACUGGGCGCUCCCUCUGGCCAAGCUGGCUAUCCGCAUGGGGCUGGCAUUCGUGGGAUCCAUGCUGGGGGCCUUCCUCACCUUUCCAGGCCUGCGGCUGGCCCAGACACACCUGGAUGCGCUGACCAUGUCAGAAGACCGGCCCAUGCUGCAGUUCCUUCUGCAGAUGAGCUUCCUGUCCCCUCUGAUCAUCCUGGGGCUCUGGACCAAGCCCAUUGCACGGGACUUCCUGCACCAGGCACCUGCUGGGGAGAUGACCUUCUCCCUGCUGUCGGACUCAGCCUUCGACUCACUGCGCCUCUGGGUGCUGGUGGCGUUGUGCCUGCUGAGGCUGGCCGUGACCCGGCCCCACCUGCAGGCCUACCUGUGCCUGGCCAAGGCCCGCGUGGAGCAGCUGCGGCGGGAGGCCGGCCGCAUAGAGGCCCGUGAGAUCCAGAGGCGGGUGGUGCGGGUCUACUGCUACGUGACAGUGGUGAGCCUGCAGUACCUGACGCCCCUCAUCCUCACUUUCAACUGCACGCUGCUGCUCAAGACGCUGGGCGGCUACUCCUGGGGCCUGGGCCCCGUUCCCAUGCUGUCCCCUCCCCCGUCCUCAGCCCACGAUCGCCUGGUGGGCCCCGAGGAGGAUGAGGCCCAGCAGACGGCGGCCCGGAUCGCAGGGGCCCUGGGCAGCCUGCUCACGCCCCUCUUCCUCCGCGGCGUCCUCACCUUCCUCAUCUGGUGGACCGCCGCCUGCCAACUGCUCUCCAGCCUCUUCGGCCUGUACUUCCACCGGUACCUGGCGGGCUCCUAGCCGCCCGCAGAAGACGCUCCUGGGGCCCCGAGGUCCGGGCCGAGCUAGCGGUUCCCGGCCGCCUCCUCCGUGUGUGCCUCAGUGUCCUCAGGUGCAAGGCGGGCCUGGGAGUCCCCGCAGCGCCUGCUGUGCGGGUCCACUUCACCGCAGUGCCUGAGCUGUGGCCCCCUUGGAUCCCGGGUUUCUGCCUCAAAACUGUUGCCCUGGGCCCACUGGCAGAGGAUCCCAGGGCCAUUGUUCCCAGAUGGCACGCCCCCCUCCCCCAUUUGAGGCAGAAGUGGGGGUUCAUUCUUCUGAAUAAAAGAGCAGACUGCUUUUACAAAGAGGACUGGAGUGGUUUGGGAGGCG